This is a messenger RNA of Pestalotiopsis fici W106-1, 2088 nucleotides long. RefSeq lists its product as uncharacterized. The record is from RefSeq and is a predicted model, not a curated record. Bases 1 to 2088 code for a protein of 695 amino acids. The transcript has a single exon. NCBI's taxonomy places the organism in Eukaryota, Fungi, Ascomycota, Sordariomycetes, Amphisphaeriales, Sporocadaceae.
AUGCCGUCAAUCUACAGAGACCUUUUGGAGACGGUGGAUAACAACCCAAUGAUCAGGCUUUUGUCUAUUGAGCCAGCCACAAACACAGACGACGACAUAAAAUGUAAACUUGAGGAAGUACUGCUACUAGAAGCACCAGAAUACGAGUCGCUUUCAUACUGUUGGGGCGAGCCCAUAAGAAAGUGUCCCAUCGAAUGUAACGACACAUCCAUCGACAUCACCGAGAAUCUCUCUUCGGCGUUAAGGCACCUAAGGCACACAAAAAAGCACAGAAUCAUAUGGGUUGAUGCAAUAUGUAUCAAUCAGAAUGACUUUGCAGAGAGAUCGAGCCAGGUUUUGGCAAUGCGCGAAAUAUUUCAACAUGCCAGGUCGGUCGUGAUCUGGCUUGGUCCUGCCUCGGCCAACAGCUCUUUGGCGUUUAGGACGCUCAAGCAAUGCCAAACUGCGAUCCCCGAGGUAAUGAAAAGAUUUGCCGAGGAUCCAUUUAGCAUUGUUCGAUACACCUCAAUGAACAAAUAUUUCCCCCAAAUCGUGGCCUGGAGAGAUUCAGGAGUGCAGAGACCAAGAUACGAUGAUAGACGCCACCAUCUCCAACGGUCCCAACGGGCGGCUUUGCGCGCGAUCCUCGAGAGACCUUACUGGACGCGAUUAUGGGUGUUACAAGAAAUCUGCUCUGCGCGUGAGCUGAUUGUGAAAUGUGGCAAUGACACAAUGCCAUGGGAUGCAUUCAGAGAUUCCUUCGUGGUCACCCUGACUAUAGGGGGCCUGCUACAACAUAUUGGACACCCUCCUUGGCUGUGGUGCAGCAUUCGUUUAGCACAACUUCAACAUCACCACCAGGCAACAAACCGAGCAUCGCCGACUGAAUCUCAUGCUUUGAAUGCUCUCGAGUUCAUUGCAGAGAGCCAUCUCAGACAAACCGCUCGGUCUAGUUCAAACAUAAUCCUCUUUUUGGAACUCAGCAGUAACCUGCGGUGCACGUUAGAGCAUGACAAAAUAUAUGGAAUUCUCGGACUGGCACAGCCGCCGUUGCCAAUCACACCAGACUACCAAAUGCCCAUUGAGGAUUGCUUCAAGGCAAUCACUAUCGCAAUACUCCAACAAAGAGGAAAUCUUGACCUGUUCUCGGCUUGUUCUGCCCAAAUGUUUCAGAACAAGAAGACACUGCCAUCAUGGGUCCCAGACUUUAGCCUUGAUCAUCUCCGGUGGUACCUAGAAGAUACUGGCCCGGGGUGCCCUUUCAAGGAGCACUUUACGCUUUCCAUCACGGCGUAUCAUCACUGGCUCUUACCCAAGGUAGUCGGCACCAUGCAGGAUUUCCGCGCAUCGGGACCAGACUCUCGAUCAGAAUUUCGCCUUUUAGAUGGGGACACACUGGAGCUUGUGGGCCAUGUUGUGGAUGAAGUCGCCUACGUCGGACCCGACAUUUGGGGCCUUUUCGAUGCUCAGAACAACGAGUCGAGCCGCCUCUUUGGCCGAGACAAGAGAACGCUCAGCCUACGCGAGCUCCUGAAGCAAUUCCUGCAGCACUUGUUGCGAUCAGGCAAUUUUGCCGGUGCGCUUGUGCAAUGGGAGGACCUCGCCUCUCAAGUACCUGGGAAACCCACGCAUGAGGAGUUGCUCGCUUUGCUCCGGGUGCUUCAGCAAGCUUAUCCGACUCAGGACAUGGAACCACUGCUGCUGGUUUAUAAUGCGGCGUGGCGACGACUGCUGGCUAGUCUCCGUCGCAUUCAACCAUUGAACAAAUUGGGAUCGUGUCGUGGAUUCUUCCAUGUUUAUAAUCUGACGGCUGGACUGAUUUCAUAUGUCUCCUUGAGACUAUCACGGAAUAAGGCCCAUUUCAUCCCAUUUCAUACGCCAAGUAUGUCGAUGCAUAGAAUUGCAAAGACGAAAAAUGGGCUACUCGUAUACGCCUCGGUAUAUACACAAGAGAACGACUGUAUCGUGUUAUUAAAGGGAGGAAAGACUCCUUUUGUCGCUAGGCGGAACGGACACAAGUGGAAGUUGGUCGGCGAUUGCUAUGUUGAUGGUCUUAUGCUUGGUGAGCAAUGGUCGGAAAGCGCAGCGAAGCCCAUGGAGUUUACAUAG